This is a messenger RNA of Phyllotreta striolata, 1430 nucleotides long. The record is from the annotation of a GenBank genome assembly. Lineage: Eukaryota; Metazoa; Arthropoda; Insecta; Coleoptera; Chrysomelidae.
GAUUUGACAGUGACAGUUCAUGUUCCUGUAGUUUUCGAAGGUUAUACAUUACGUGUUUACUUUUUUUUCAUAAAAGAAGGUAUUAUUCAAAUCGUUGGCAUCGAUUUAAUUAUUCAUGACGACCGUAAAGUGACAUUAAUUGCUUCGAUAAACCCGUGCACUUCCAACAGACUGUUUUUACCUCGGUUGAUUCGGAAACGAGAUGACCAUUAUUGAAGGUAUAGGAGACGAAGUUGUUCAUUUUUUCAUAGCUCUGUUCGUCGUCGUUAUUGGCACAGCUGCUUGGUGGACGACUAACAUAUCCGAACAGAGAUACAUCAGGACUGCUGUAAUUUUGGAACGAAGGCGACACCGAACCCAUCGCAGGCUCACCAAUCACACGGAAACCGUUACUAUUGUCGAAGCAUCCACUACAUCUCCUCUGGCAGAGGAGCCUCAAAGUACACCCGAAACUCCUGUCGAAACACCAGCAAGCUCGGAGCAAUCGGCUACCAUUAAACCCCCUGAACUUACAGUCGAAGGUACCUCUUCUAAUCAACAACAAAGCGAAAAUAUAACGGCAGAAGGAGAAGAGGAAAGUAUCAUCGAAACGAUGGAUGCCGAUGCGAACGUCGUAAGGCAACGAAGGCUGGCCUUUUACAGUGGUUUCGCUAACGAUCAGCCAGAUUUGACCGAGUCAAAUUCGGGCCCUCCUUUAGAGGAGCCGGUCCCCAGCGCGCCCCCGAACGAGGAGUCGGAGGGCCAAAGUGUCGGUAUCACCGUAAAAUUGAAGUUUAUUAAUGACGAUUUGAAAUUGGUCGAUGGAAAGUUGAACGAGUCUCUCGGAGAUUUCAAAAAGCGUCAUUUCUUGUCAGAGUUGUCGUCGAAUAAACUGGUGAGGUUGAUAUUCAACGGUCAAGUACUUCAGCCGGACACGCAGACUUUGAAAAGUUGCGGGUUGUUCGAUAAUUGCGUGGUGCAUUGUCUGAUUCAUCAGAAACGGAAUCAAGCCAAUGAACAGGCGACCACCGAAGGAAGAAGGGAAGGUUACUCUUUCACCCACACCAACGGCUCUCCUAACAACAACAACCAAUACAGAGACUGGGACUUAGGGAAUUUUCUAUUCGCCUCCAUUAGCAUUAUUUUGUUAGCCGCCUGGUAUUUCAGGUAUAUGUACGCGCAUUUGUACACGGUGACUACCACGAUAGGUUUGAUACUGAUCACGGGCAUUUUUACCAUAUUUUUGGUGGGAAUGUAUUUUCCGGAUAACGAACAGUACCCGAAUCCAACGUUUCACAUAAGAGAGAGGACCCGACAGCAACAAUAGACUUAUUUUCUCGCGAUUCGGAAACCAUAUUUUCGGAUUUACAAUUUUAUAUUUAUGUUGAAAAUUUAUUUAUGUAUUAAGUUAAUCUAUUGUAAAUUAGUUUAAUAAAUUGUUUAUUAAUUUU